Messenger RNA from Ceutorhynchus assimilis (cabbage seed weevil), 3207 nucleotides. The record is from the annotation of a GenBank genome assembly. NCBI's taxonomy places the organism in Eukaryota, Metazoa, Arthropoda, Insecta, Coleoptera, Curculionidae.
AAUCAGUCCAGUCAUGUCGGGAGAAGUGAGCACGAAAAAAGGGGGAGUCCUCUCAAUGGGGCCUCAUACUCUACAAAUACCCACUGAAUUAUUUAGUUUGAAUCGUCAAAGACUUGUUAACAGUCUCAGGGAGAAAAUUACCGAUGCUUUGGUGCUGCUACAAGGUGGCGAAGAAGUGCCUUUUUACGAUACCGAUAUUACUUAUAAUGUUUUUAGACAAGAAUCUUAUUUUAUGUGGGCUUUUGGUGUAAUUGAAGCAGAAUGUUAUGGAGCUAUUGAUGUUAAAACAGGAGAGUCUUAUCUUUUUAUACCGAGACAUCCUGAAGAGUAUGCUGUUUGGAUGGGGCCUUUGGCCCAAAUACACGAUUUUUCUAAUAAAUAUGGCAUUGCUAAUGUGUAUUACGUAGACGAAUUGAAAACUGUUUUAGAAAAGUUAAAUAGAGCUAAAAUUUUAACAUUAAAAGGCUUGAAUACUGAUAGUGGUUUAACAGCAAAACCAGCUAGUUUUGAUGGUAUUGAUAAGUUUUCCGUUGAUGAAGCUAUUUUGUUUCCAGUUAUAGCUAAUUUGAGAGUUUACAAAACGGAACACGAAAUUAGAGUUAUUAAAUAUGUGGUUGCUGUGUCCAGUUAUGCCCAUAGACAGGUCAUGAAAUUCAUUAAACCCGGAAACUACGAGUACCAAGGCGAAGCCAAAUUCCUAAACGCUUGUUACGAAAAAGGUGGUUGCCGUCACGCGUCCUACACAUGCAUCUGCGGUUCAGGUGUAAACGGGGCCAUACUCCAUUACGGUCACGCAGGAUGCCCCAAUGCCUCUCCCAUUAAAAACGGCGACAUUUGCCUCUUUGAUAUGGGCGGAAAUUAUUUCGGAUAUGCUGCUGACAUUACUUGUACAUUUCCAGCAAAUGGUAAAUUCAGUGCUGACCAAAAAAUGAUUUACGAAGCAGUUCUAACUGCAACCUUGGCAGUCCAUAAAGCUUGCAAACCGGGAGUUUCUUGGGUUGAUAUGCAUGUUUUAGCUAAUAAGACCAUGUUAGAGGAGCUUAAGAAAGGGGGAUUGCUACAAGGGGAUGUAAAUGAGAUGUUUGAGGCUGGAUUAGGGGCAAUUUUUCAACCUCACGGUUUGGGUCAUUUUAUGGGCUUGGACGUACACGAUGUUGGAGGUUAUCUUUCAGAUCAACCCGCAAGACCUACAAAAGUGGGCCUCAAUAAAUUAAGAACCGCAAGGGUUUUGGAAAAAGGCAUGGUGCUCACUAUUGAGCCUGGAUGUUAUUUCAUUGACCCUCUCAUAAAUAAGGCAUUAGAAGAUCAGAAACUAAACAAAUUCCUUGUACCAGGAGUAAUUGAAAGAUUCCGUAAGUUUGGCGGUGUAAGGAUUGAAGAUGAUGUUUUGGUAACUGAAAAUGGAAUGGAGGAUUUGACAAAAGUGCCAAGGAGUGUCAAGGAUAUUGAAAAUUGGAUGAGUGGCAAUUUGGACGAGUCCACGUUUUUAGAUUCGGAUAAGCUUUUUGCCUGGUAAAAAAAAAAUUCAAGACAUUUAAAAAAUAUAACAAUUUUAUUAUUGUGAGAUAUAAACAUUAAUAAUAUAAAUACAUUGUGUGAAUAAUGACCUAAAAACUUUAUAGGCUACACAGCAGGCAAGAACUAUCAGAUUCAAAAUAUAUAUAAAAAAAAUGCAAAAUUUGUAAAAAGUUAAUAAAUAUUAUGUACAAAAAAAAAGCAUUACGAUUUAAGCGGAUAAAACACAAUAUAACAUUACUUAUGAUGGGAGCUAAAGUUUCUUUAUCAACACUUGAACUUACAAUAAAGAAUAUUUUGUACCUUUUUUUUUUCUUAUCAAAUACAUUUUAGGCAUCAACUAUGGUAUGUUUGUUUUUGUCAAAACCAAAAUAGAACACACCAUUUUUGAUGCAAGUGCAACAAAGAUUUAAUAACUAAAACCGGAAACCAUUAUAAUAGAUUACAAAUACAACAAGUUUUCACUAUGUACAAAUAAAUUAAUAAAAAUGCUUCGAACAUUGUUUACAAUAAUUUAACAAUACUGACUAGUUAGCGUUUUGUCGUUUUGGGGGUACAUAAUAAUCAAAAUAAUGACAUUUUUUUGUCUUUGUAAGAGAAAUUUUAAGGGAUGUCACUUAAACGUGAUAAGAAUUUUCACUGUUAAUCGAGGACAGAAACUUCAAAAUUAGAUUCAAGAAUGGCUUAUCACGUUUAAAUGUAAUUAAUUUCAAAAAAAAUAUUAACAAUAUUAUCUAUCUGUUCACCACUCACCAAUUCGUCUCAUUAAACAGCAACAAUAACAGUCCUAAUAAAUAUCACCCAAAUAUCCAUUUUGUAAAUUUCCAAAAAAAAAAAUCAUCAUUGUUUAAUUUCUUGUUUCUUCCUCCUCCUACCGGCUUCCAGUAAAUAAGACACAUCCAAAACCUGCUUGCCAGGCAUCUUGCUUAAGAGAUUCAAUAAUAUCUUGUUCAGCCUCAAUUUUUGUUGUGCAGGAGUCUAAAAAUCACACACUAAUUGCAAAAACACACAAUCGAAAAUAAAUCAAUUACCUUUUGUAUAGUAAUAGCAACACUAGAAGUACUAGGCACUUGAGUUGAAUUUGAAGCUGGUUUCCUACCUACAGCCCCAUUUUUCAACAACGACUCAUCCACAUCGUGCGGACAAUAAGUUCUCGAUAUUUUCAAACGAGUUUCGAAUUGUUCAAAGGCAAAACUUUUAGUGCAAAUAGGGAAUUUGUUUUUCGAAACUUUACUAAACAUCUUGGCCGCCUUGUCAACCCGAUACUCGCAUAUGUAGAUGUGGUCUUCUUGGGCUCCAAUAGGACGGCCUUUGCAAAAUGUAUUUAUAUCCAUCACCCAGCAACGUUCCAUUACCAAUUCGACUGGUACUGCUUCAUAAAGUGGUACUCGCAUGACUUCAUUGGAGAAAAAUCUAGAAAUUAUUUCAAUUGAAAAGAGUGUCUGAAAAAUUUACUUGAAAAUUCAUACUUUCUUGUUGGUUCAUGAAAAGUCUCGUGUGGUCUUAAAUAAUGAUGCCCAUAAGCAAACCUCUUCCCAGUAUCCUUAUCCUUCCAAAGCCUCUCAAUUCUAAAAAUAUCCAACUCUGAAUAGUCAAUUUUGCCAAUGGUUUCAUAAGUAUGCUUUUUGUUGGUGCCAGGUAUAGAAAUAUCUCUUAAAACGUAAACUGUAUCGCCUUGACGCAGCUGAAGCU